Molecule: messenger RNA, 1523 nt
Organism: Ctenocephalides felis (cat flea)
Lineage: Eukaryota; Metazoa; Arthropoda; Insecta; Siphonaptera; Pulicidae
Gene: IFT52
Product: intraflagellar transport protein 52 homolog
Exons: 11
Coding region: 243-1523 (426 amino acids)
Biological process (GO): intraciliary transport; cilium assembly
Cellular component (GO): cilium; intraciliary transport particle B; centriole
Source: RefSeq, a predicted model, not a curated record
UAUCCAUUGGCCAAGAAUUAUAAAGCAAUUCUUCAACAAGUGUAAGAAUAGAAUCUUGUUUUGGAUAUGAUAACUCAAUAUCCAGUUGUGUGAACUCCGGUUGGCGAUCCGGUCUAGAUCCUUCAUCUCUGGAUUCACCAUUGCCUCAGGUCUCCGAGCUACUACACCAGUAAUUCUCAAAAUACUUUCAAAAGGAAUAUUAUCUAAAGUUAAAAACUUAUGCUGUACAGCUUCAGGAUUUUAUGAAUAAUCAGGAAGAAAGGAAUAACUUGAUAGUUUUCAAUGUUUCUAAAAAUGAACUGUUUAAAGUUACUGAAAACAUGAAAAUAUUGCACAAAAAGUUGAAAUUUAAUUGGAAAAUAUCAAUUAACAAGGACGAAAUAAACGAGAGAAGUUUAUCAGGAGCAAAAAUAUUUAUCUUAGGAGGUCCACGAGAGAAAUUUUCUGAAAAAGAAAUUGAACACAUAAAAAUUUAUAUCAACAAUGGUGGUUCAGUCGUUGUCUUAUUAGGCGAAGGCGGCGAGAGCAAGUUCGAUACAAAUAUUAACUUUUUGUUAGAAGAAUUCGGAAUAAUGAUAAACAAUGAUUGCGUUGUACGUACACAUUAUUAUAAAUAUUAUCAUCCCAAAGAAGCCCGAGUCUCUCAAGGAAUUACAAACAGAAUUAUAACUCAACAAGAUAAACUGCAUUUUGUCUACCCUUAUGGGGCCACAUUAAACGUAGUCGAGCCUUCAAUUGUUUUAUUGUCUUCGGGAACAGUUUGUUACCCUAUGCAAAGGCCUGUGGCAGCUUAUUACAAAAACCAAAAUAGAGGAAAGCUGUUGGUUUUGGGUUCAGGAUAUUUCAUAUGUGACCAGUAUAUCGAUCAGGAUGAUAAUUGGUGCAUUUGGCAAACUCUGAUGACUUUGAUAACGACCGAUGAUAUGGAACUUAAUAGGAAUGAUAUACAUGAACCAGAUAUAAUAGAUUAUUACUUGGCUGGUGAUCUGGUUAAAUUAGCUGAUAAACCAAGAUUGUGCCUGAUCGAUUCUAUCGAAACAGAAGUCCCAAGUGAUUUUAGACAACUGUUUAAUAUGGAAUUGUAUUCCAUAAAUACCGACUUAGUACCUGAUGUAAUGAAGGCUUAUGAAAAACUAAAUGUGAAGUACGAAGAAUUGUCUAUAAUAACACCACAGUUUGAAAUUCCUUUGCCACCACUGGAAUUAGCAGUUUUUCCGCCCCAAUUUAUGGAACUGCAACAUCCUCCCCUAGAAUUAUUCGAUUUGGAUGAAGCUUUCAGUUCGGAGCAAUCAAAAUUAGCACAACUUACUAAUAAAUGUAUAACAGCAGCAAAAAAUAAAUCCGUUCCUAGUAAUCCAAGUGAUCCUUUGCCGGAUUCUGUUGAGAAGGAACUGGAGUAUUUUAUUCGGGAAUGUGGACUCAUAAUAAAUGCUUGUACUGAAGAUUCUUCGACAUCUGGAAAGGAGAUUUUGAAUGUUAUCGGACUUAAAAUUGCACAUUAUAAGAAAUUAGCAUCGAAAUAG